UCUAGCUUUGGAUUCAAAACAUUUAAAAUUUACAUGGUGAUGCCACUGCGAACGUAAGGACUGACGUUUCCAUGCGUUGACGGCCAUUGCUGACUUAAGACCCCACACUACAACUACGCCUUAUAAUAACACAUAAUUUCAAUGCCUUCAUACCCAAUUUGGUAUCCUUUUCCUUCUCUGCAUUUUGAGUAACAUGUCUGAAACUAAGCCCAGCUCACAGCCGCUUUUAACCCCCUACCAAAUGGGUUCUUUCCAUUUGGCUCACAGAGUGGUUUUGGCUCCUCUGACCAGGCAAAGAUCCUACAACAACAUUCCUCAACCGCAUGCAAUUUUGUACUACUCUCAGCGAACAACCCGCGGGGGCUUGUUGAUCGCAGAGGCAACAGGGGUCUCUGAUACUGCUCAAGGGUAUGUAGAUACGCCUGGGAUAUGGACACAGGAGCAGGUUGAAGCUUGGAAGCCCAUUGUGAAGGCUGUGCAUGACAAAGGGGGUAUUUUCUUCUGUCAAAUAUGGCAUUGUGGAAGAUAUUCUCAUGUGGAUUAUCAGCCUAAUGGCCAAUCUCCAGUCUCGUCUGCAAGCAAACCAAUAUCUGGAAAGAUCGGUUUACCGAAUCGAAAGGAUGUGGCAGAUUUCUCUACUCCUCGGCCUUUGAAAACAGAGGAAAUUCCCAAUAUUGUUGCAGACUUUCGAAAAGCUGCCAGAAAUGCUAUUGAUGCAGGUAUGUUUUUUAAUCUUAUCUGUGGCUAUGCUGAUUUGAAGAAUAGAAUGUUCCUUAUGUUGCUGCAAUUACUUCUUUUUGGAACAGGGUUCGACGGUGUUGAAAUCCAUGGGGCUCAUGGGUACCUUGUCGACCAGUUCAUGAAAGACAGCGUGAACGAUCGAACCGAUUGUUAUGGAGGAACAUUGGAGAAUCGUUGCAGAUUUGCAGUUGAAGUUGUGGAAGCAGUGGUGGAUGAAAUCGGAGCAGAGCAUGUGGGAAUUCGACUUUCUCCAUUUUCAGCUCAUUCUGAAGCGUAUGACUCAAAUCCGGAGGCGCUGGGGCUUUACAUGGCGGAGGCUCUGAAUAAAUACAACAUCUUAUAUGCACAUUUAGUUGAGCCCAGGGUUCUCAAUUCGCAGACGACGAUAGCGAGUGGAAAGAGCCUUAUUCCCAUCCGGAAAGCAUUCAAGGGGACCUUAUUGGCUGCAGGGGGUUAUGAUCAGAAUGAUGGGAACAAAGCUAUUUCAAGUGGGAAAGCAGAUUUAGUGGUUUAUGGGCGACUGUUUUUGGCCAAUCCAGAUCUGCCAAAAAGAUUUGAGUUGAAUGCACCCCUUAAUAAAUACCACAGAGAAACAUUUUAUACUUCCGAUUCUGUUGUUGGAUACACAGAUUAUCCCUUCCUCGAAUCUUGAAAGUGGCUUAGAAAAUGGUGGUUUACAUUUUCCAAUAAAAUCAUCAUAUUGAUUGCUUGGCAGUAUUAAAAUGUUUAGUUAGUUUUAUUUUAGUUGUUGUUAUAUGGAUGGGAUUGUCAUCGAUCUUGGGUUAUUCUAUAGCUGCAGGUGGUUUAUAUUUUUGAUGAUUAAGAUAGGGAUUGGCUGACUGCCGUUUGGCUGUUGUGUAUGCUCUCUUGAGGCUUGCUGUGUAUGCUCUCUUGAGGCUUGCUGUGUAUUCCGGGUCAGCCCCCUAGUUUUGGCUGCUUUAUUAUCAAAAACUUAGUUGUUGCGAGUUUCUCAUAGAAUAAUUUUGGGGAA
Molecule: messenger RNA, 1732 nt
Organism: Cryptomeria japonica (Japanese cedar)
Lineage: Eukaryota; Viridiplantae; Streptophyta; Pinopsida; Cupressales; Cupressaceae
Product: putative 12-oxophytodienoate reductase 11
Exons: 4
Coding region: 194-1393 (399 amino acids)
Molecular function (GO): oxidoreductase activity; FMN binding
Source: RefSeq, a predicted model, not a curated record